CUUCCAUGGCGUAGCUGGCUUGUUGUAGCGGUGCAUUUCCGAUAUGUCCUGCGCACCCACACCCAUGGAAGUCCAUAUCAGCGCCUCUCUGUCUGUCGCCGUAUUAAACGCCUGGCUCUCACGUGUCCAUACAUACAUCCACCAAUACCCACACCCACCACGAUGAAAAUGUCCUCGGCCUCCAGGAGCGACGGGAAGUCUCGCCCGCAGGCUUCGAGCGUCACGGAAGGGUUGUCAUCAAAGCGGUUGGUGAAGCGCGGCUCGUUUGGUAUCUGUUCGAGGCGAAAACCCUUGACUGAUCCAAACAACAGGGACGCAGUAGGUACACGUGUAUAGAGUAUAUCAUGAUUGAGAAGGGUGUUGGAAUGCCCUCGGAAAGUGCAGCCAAUGGACCUGUGAGGCGGUCCAUGGCAAAGGCUUCGUCAUUGGUGCCACUACAGACAGGCAAAUGGGGAGGGAGGGGGAUGUCCCGUUCGAUCCCACUUAUCUGUGCCCUUCCCUCCCUGCCUGUAGGACGAGUAGGGACGGUCAAGGGGUCCAAUCUUCUGAAUGCUUUUGCUGUUCUCGAGCUCGCGGUACACCUCUUUGAAAAACUCCUCCCCGCGGGAAGGGGAGUCACGCAGCAGUCGCUUUAGCAGCUCAAUGGCAAGGUUCUUGCGUCUGUAGCUGUUCUUUUUCGUCAUCGGCAGGGCGAAGAGGGCCGCGUCCUUCAGCAGAACUGUGCGACGUGCAGCAUACACAACCAAGCAUCGCUUAUUACUCCUCUCUCUGACGAAUGGCUUUGUCUGUCGACUCCCUGACCUACGUGUUUGGUAUCGUGUGCAAUCGUCCUCGCACAUUAACGGGCUCAGCCUGCUGCUGUUAAACUCUUUCAACGGCGGGAGGGGACGAGGCAUGGGACCUGCAUGAGCGCAUACAGGUGACGCCGACCGACACAUGUAGGGUCAAAGAAGGCAAGUGAGGAGGCAACCCCGUUGCGUGCAUUGUUGGAUCAGUGGGUGUCGUUAAGCGUGAUGUCUACCUGGCGGGAAGUCCUGAUGAAACAAAACAGAGAUAGCGUGCCAUCGGGCGACGAGAGGUGAGCGCGUGCAUGCACCCCUCCAUCUCCUCUAAUCCCUCCCUGCUCAUCUGCCUGUCUUACCACAACCUUGAAGCCGCCGUCAUUGCGGAACCUGGAUCCGAUAUAGAGCUGCACCCACACAUGCACAAACCAACAGGGACGGAUGUCACGCAGGCAGGCAGCUGUCUACCCUCUGCGUGUGAGAACCAAUGCCCCAAACACUUGAUACGCCCCUAAGUGUACUACCAGCACUAUUCACAUAUCCACAAACCUGUCUUGGACCGUUGCGGAGGUCCUCGUCGCCCUGCACUUUCACAAGGUCGGCAUGGCGCGUUGCGGUGGGCAGGUGGGAGCGGUGAGGCAGACUCAGAAUCCUUGUUGCGAGGGGCGAGACUACCUCUGCGCCACAAAAGAGGAGGAAACCGAGACAGCAAUGUAGUGGCUGUUUCACCGUAUCGUGCGUCCGACUCAGAUGGCUGCCUGCUUACGGGCUUUCAUUUCACGAGCCAGGAAGACCGAGGCAAUGGUGGCCAACGAGGCCAAGAGAGGGUGGAGGUUCGGCAUUCCGGAGGAGGUGUGCCGGACGUCACGUCAAGGUAGGAAACUGAGCAAUGCUGCACGGUUGAGCUGGCAGAGGCACCACAUCAUGCGAGGGGAAGGGGGGGCUGUAUGGGGUGGUUAUCAAGCAUUGCUUUUGCCCCCCACUCCUAUCGUUUGCCUACGUGUGGUAGCCGAAGAAAGUGUAAGAAUAGGUGGGAGAGAGUCGGGGAGAAUGGUCAAGAGAGGAUCUGCCGGGCGG
Molecule: messenger RNA, 1859 nt
Organism: Vitrella brassicaformis
Lineage: Eukaryota; Vitrellaceae
Source: the annotation of a GenBank genome assembly